CUUACAGCAUGCCACGCCGCCAAAGUCUCAAACGCCAACAGUGUCGCCGAUCGCCAGCUGAUGUGUUAUGUUUGUGAAGAUUGUGCCAAGGUCACAAAAGAAACACCACUAGAGGCAUGCGACGCUGCAUAUUUCGAGAAAGUCAGUACAACAGAGGAGCCCACCGCUGAUCCAACCACAACGACGACGACGACGACCUCAACUGAGACAUCAACGGAGAGUAGCACAACAACAGAGCUGAGUACCACCACCAGCGUUGAGACAACCACAGCGGGCUCCACUACCGAGGCCAUACCGGCACCAUCCACAGUCGGCCCAGCGCCAACCACCACCACAGUACCCACACCACCAACAGUAGGCUCAGCCGUUGCGGAUGCAGAGGAAGUGGAUGCCGAUAAUGCCACCACCACCACCGAGAAUGCAUUGAAUGCAACCACCACCACUGAGAAUGCAAUGAAUGCAACCACCACCACUGGUGCGCCACAAGCGUUGCCAUAUGUUGCCGAUGACUACUCCUAUCACUGCUUCAGCGUACAAAAGAUUG
This is a messenger RNA of Rhagoletis zephyria (snowberry fruit fly), 544 nucleotides long. Its product is annotated as integumentary mucin C.1-like. Lineage: Eukaryota; Metazoa; Arthropoda; Insecta; Diptera; Tephritidae. The record is from RefSeq and is a predicted model, not a curated record.